Messenger RNA from Xiphias gladius (swordfish), 1532 nucleotides. RefSeq lists its product as uncharacterized. Gene Ontology annotation, cellular component: membrane. The transcript has 7 exons. The record is from RefSeq and is a predicted model, not a curated record. Bases 177 to 818 code for a protein of 213 amino acids. Lineage: Eukaryota; Metazoa; Chordata; Actinopteri; Istiophoriformes; Xiphiidae.
CACUAUCAACCAACUCAAGUGAACUUUUACUCUCUGGAUAUACUGUGCUACACUGAAGAGUGACAGCAGCAGUGAGAAAAAUCUGUUUAAAUGUUUCUUAUUUUAGUUAGAUGACAUUUUUGUUGAUAUGAGGGCCUAUGGAUAAAUGAGUAGAAGCUUCACGACAUUUCGGGAAGAUGACGCAGAACAUGUUUCAGGAGGGGCUGUACCAUGUGUUUUUUAAGGAGACACCCCCAACCCGCCUUCAGACCCAGGUUACCAAUCAUCAGGAGCUGGACAAUAUCAGGCUUCAUCGUUGGUUCGGCACUGUGGUUAAAACCAGACUUGUAGUCACUGGGGUGGUUCAAGUUCUCAGUGCUUUAGCUUGCGUACUAACCACCGUCACCCAUGCAUGUGUGAGCUACAAAUGCUCUGUCUCCAUGACAACACCAGUCUGGCCAAGCCUGUUCUAUGUGGCUGCUGGGUGUCUGGCAAUGGAGGUUCAGAGAAAAGCUAAUAAAUUAAAAAUCAUCACCCUGAUGAGUCUGAACCUCUUCAGUCUAGUAUUUGGAUUUUCUGCUCUCCUGGCCAACAGUCUGAGGUCUACACACCCCGUUGCACUCAACACAUAUCAACAGCGUGCUGGCUCAUACGUCGCAAAGGGGAGCUCCAUAGCAUUUUCUGUACAGUGUUUUCUGGCAUCAGUCUACAUACUCUUCCUGUCCUGGAGAGGCUUGCGUCGCUACAGUUCUCCCCAUAUUCAGGCCUACAGCCGCCUCUCACAGGAUCCAGAUGAAACAAGCGGACCUCUACUGGAACAAGUGGAAUUUCGAAUGUGAACCUCAAAGAUCUAAAAUAUUUUUUCUAGAUUUACUGGACAUGUAUGAGUCAAUUUUUCUGAAAAAUCCACUUGCUCAUUGGGACAUGGACAUUAAAAAGUUCCGUAGACACACUCCUGCUUGCUCAGCUUUUGUAAACCUAGUUACUGUUGUUGACCUUGUGUUUGAUCUUCUGAUUUGAGAAUGUUUAAGAUGUGAUAACAUCAUGUCAUGCUGCCUGACUUCUGACUCAGUAUAACUUCUCUCCUUACAAAAACUUGUAAUUUACUUACCCAAACAAUGAAGAAGUGCAUCAACAAAUUCAAAAGCUACAAAAAUAAACUACAUGUUAAAUAGACAAUGGUGUAUAUAGAGAAUCAUAAUGACUUAUAAAAAUGUAAUUUGCUAAUAAAGUUUACAUGCUAAACUCUUGUUGAAUAUCGUCAUGUCAUAGGAAAUUGACCUGCACAUCAAUUUGUAUCAGCCCAUAGUAAACCUAUGUCUGUGUAGAUCUGCUAAUAAAACAAAGCUAUGAUUACAGCUGUCAUGGCUUUCAGGUCAACACUAGAGGGCAGCAUUGCCAGAGGUUUUUCAUGUACAGAUCAAGUUCCUCUCUUUAGUGUAAGAACAGAGGAUGUUGACAUUGUUUGACUUCAGACUAUGGGUGCCUACUUGUUGCGUGAGAAGACACAGUGUAACCACUUUGUGUAAUUCACUGUUUUAAUCUGAUAGUUU